Molecule: messenger RNA, 5898 nt
Organism: Nematostella vectensis (starlet sea anemone)
Lineage: Eukaryota; Metazoa; Cnidaria; Anthozoa; Actiniaria; Edwardsiidae
Product: adenosine receptor A2b-like
Exons: 2
Coding region: 3257-4351 (364 amino acids)
Biological process (GO): G protein-coupled receptor signaling pathway
Cellular component (GO): membrane
Molecular function (GO): G protein-coupled receptor activity
Source: RefSeq, a predicted model, not a curated record
AAGUGGAUUGAAAUGAUAUUAGGUGGUUAUGAUUGCUUUCUUUGAUUUUCAUCUCAUGAAUUCUCAUUCUGACUAGUCUGCCAACAUGAUUUUGAAACUUAAAAAAUGAUUCAGAUUACCUUUUCACAAGCCAAAAACAACCCAAGAAAUCUCUUUGAAGUCCCAAGAUAGCCGACUUUCCCAAAAUAGCUUCAAAUGUGACGUAAUCGCUGGGAGCCUAUUCUUUUUACCUUCUCGUCGUGGGUAAAUCAGGUACAUCUGGUGAUUCAUACAGGCACUCUGAAAUAAUAUGGUGCAUGGAAGAAAUUUUUGAACCAGAAGUUUGUGCGCGCACAGUACCGACAAAAUGCGCGGGGACGUGCAAGGUUUUUUUUCCUGCGCAAAGGUUUUUUUUCUUGCGGCGUUUGCUGUAGGGAAAUAAGUACGCACAGCUUUAAAAUUCUUUUUUGAGGUGGCCAGAUAAAACAAAAACCUCGGAGAAUGUUUUUCUUUUUUUUCUUAGCUGACGGGAGCUGCUUUCCAGCCUUUUCAGUCCUUUCUCGCAUAUUUUACAUCUCUUGUUAUGCUUCCUCAAUCCUUUUAGACAUAUAAUUGUGGAUUUCCCGAAUAAAAUUUAUUUAAACAUGGAUAAAGAAAGUGAUAAAAUACUCCUUGUGUCACUGGUAACGAAAUAUGACCUUUUAAUAUAUGUUUGAAGGCCAAUGUUUUCAAUAUCCAUGUACCAAAUUGUUCAAAAUCCAUGUACCAUGUUUCCAAAUCUUGGAAAAAAGAUAUAUCUCAUCCCCCAAAAAUUGUUAAAAUCAAAACAACUGGACAAUAUUUAGCCCAUGAGUGUACUAACGAAGGCCAUAAAAAAACACCCUAGGGGCCUUGUGUGCGAGCAGCGUCCAAAUGAUUUUAGAUGUCGCAGAAUUUCCUUUCCCAACCCACUGAUAACAUUUAAUGACAUUAGUACGCGAAUCCGAGUGGUAUUGGGGAUUGAUUUGUUUCUUUGAGUGGUGAGAUUUGGGAGGGAAGAAGGUGGAGGUAAAAAUAUGGGAGAAUUUUAAGGGCCAUUUCAUUUUAGAAAAACACCAAUAAAAUAAUAAAUUCACUACCUUCGUCUAAAUUUGAGAAGUAAUAGCAAUGUUUUCGAUUGAAUUUGCAGAGUUAAAAGUUUUACUUCAAACAUUCACUACUAUCGUCUGAUCUUGAUAAGUAAGUAAUUGCAAAGUUUUCGAUUGAAUUUGGAAGACUUUAAAGUUUUAUUUUUAAAUUGUUAUUUAUUUAUAUAUUUAUUUUAUCUCAUUAAUUUCCCUUCCAAUAAUAUUCUCAAAUGAUUUAAAAAAGCGUGACUUAAAAAAGGGUUUGCGUGCAGCAAGAGUUUAUUGCAUCAAAUGUACGCCAAGGUAUACACUAAUUCAAAAACAAUAUUGUCAGUGCAAAUGGCAAAUGAAAAAUGGCAGUUCUUAGACUAGGUACUUAGGGAUACUAGCUGUUCGUAAGAAUAAAGAUGAUAGAUAAACUACAGCAAGGAUUAACGGGACAGUUAACGUUUCGAAUUUCUAUAACCAUGUGUUUUCUUCGAAUAGCAUACUUUGUCUGAAUAAUGUAACAAAAAGCUGAUCAGGAUCUCUGUAAGGUUUACGCAGGGCUUGAUCCCCAUGUGCCCCAUCCCCCCACCACCAAUAUUUUCGAAAAUUAUGAGGAAAUAACCAAAAGGGGCGUGGCUUUGCGACCCAGUAUUUUCUUAAUAUUACUGUAUUGUGCCUCCCUAAUUUUACGUGGCGUGCUACGGUUCUGAUGAUAAUGUGGUUCAUAAAGCAUACAUUUUGUUCACUGACUUUCGUGUCACAUGUGGUAACGGUGCUGGUAUUCGGGGCACGUGAGAGAGCCUGCCUGUAUUACAUAACAAAAUCAACAGAACACAACCGACCAGUGCAUUAGUGCAAUAUCGGUAGAAAUGAACAUACCCUUGCACUUCUUUCACACUUCCGAAAUAAAGAAAUACAUAAAACUUGUUAGAAAGGUGUUCGAGAACAUGAAAAAAUUUGCACGUAUUUGCUUGCGUUAGGCAAGUUUGUUUUAGGUUUGUUUACAUGCUCUAAAUCGUUAGCUGAAAAAGGGUGAAUGCUGAAAUGUAAUGGUAUUACGCGAAUCUGAGUGGUAUUGGGGAUUGUUUCUUUGAGUGGCGGUAAGAUUAGGGAGGGAGGAAGGUGGAGUAUAAGGUGGAGGUAAAAUAAGGGAGACCUUUAAGGGUCAUUUCAUCUUGGAAAAACACCAAUAAAAGAAUAAAUUCACUACUAUCGACUGAUUUUGAGAAGUAAUUGCAAUGUUUUUUUCUUUAAUUUUGUAGAGUUAAAAGUUUUACUUUUACAUUCACUACCAUCGUCUCAUCUUGAUAAGUAAUUGCAAAGUUUUCGAUUCUCUCUUUCCCUUCCAAUAAUAUUAUUAAAUGAAAAUUUUUUAAAAAGGUGUGACUUUAAAAAAAGAAGAAAAAAUAAGGGUUUACGUGCAGCCAGCGCCGUUUUUAAAGUUUAUUGCAUCAAAUGUACGCUAUGGUAUACACUAAUUCAAAAACAAAACUGUCACUGAAAACGGCGAAUUACAAAUGGCAGUUCUUAGAUGAAAGGUACUUUAGGGAUACUAGUUGUUUGUAAGGAUAAAGAUGAUAGAUAAACUACAGCUAAACUACAGAUAGAUAAACUACAGCGACGUCAAGAUCAUACAUCAAAGGUAAUCAUUCAUAAAAUAAUAAUUGGUCAUAUUCUCUUGCGCUUGGUGGAAAUAUAAUGACCAUGGUACCAAGCGCCAUUUGCGUCGUUUUUAGGGGUGAUGUUCUUCCUAAUAUUAAAGUUUGCUUUAGGCUAGGUUCAUGUUUGCCUAUACGACAGGUACCAAAUAAAUGAGUAUGACGCACUUCUAAAGAAACAUAACUAUGCUCAAUUUGUAAAUAUCGUGCUUUGUACAUGAGUGGGUUAUGUCUCACUUUAUAUCUAAUCAAGGCAUAUGUAUUCCGAUAUAUCCUUUUCCUGUGCCCCGCGUUUUAGGGCUAUCAGCUAAGGGUUGGACUACAGAAAGAAAUGUGACUAUACUUUGUACUAUAAACAAACAUAAUAACUUGAAAGACAUGCUCCAGUAAUGCUUAAAUAACACACUUGUUUACUAUUGUAAAGAGAACUUGUAAACUAUUUCUCGUUUUAUUACAUUUCAGAUUUCAAGCAAUAGUACUUUGAUGGAAAAUAGUAAGCAGAGUUGAACAAGGUCCUAGAAUAACAUGAACAAGACAGUGUGUGGUGAUACGACGCGAAGAACAGACGUUAUGGCAAACUCUACCAGAAGCAACUCGACUGACGACGAAGGGAUGGAACAUGGGCCUCCAGGAUUCCAACUCACGAUGGAUAUGGGCUAUAUCCUUAUGGCAGUUGUGAUUAUUUUUCUUAACACAACUGUCUUCGUGCUGAUGAAAAUACGAAGAUCGCUGCAUACUACAUCCAACUAUUUUCUGUUGAGUCUAGCAGCAUCGGACUUGAUAACGGGGUUGUAUACGAUUCCCGUAUUCAUCGCUUGUAAAGCAACGUUCCGCAACGACCUUUGCCAGGCAAGCGUUCCCGUCUUCACUUUCACAUCCAUCUCCAUCUUAUCCCACAUCGCAGUGAUAACUCUAGACAAAUACAUCUACAUCAUCUACUCUCUAAGGUACGCAUCCCUUGUGACAGGAGAAAGAGGACGGCUUGUCAUUCUUCUAAUCUGGGCACUAUCUUUGCUUGUCGCUUUGAUACAGCUUGUUUGGAAUACACCAGGAGAAGUGGAAGUUACCGAGGAAGGCACUGAUGAUUGGAAAAAGAAAGAACAUGCGUUUUCUAUCUCAUUACUCCUUCUCCAUAUUAUACCGUUCCCCUUCCUUGCGUUUGCAUACAUACGCAUUUUCGUCCAGAUUCGCCGACAGCAUAACUUUAUUCGUUCAAACAUCGGGCCAGGGAACAGAGCAACUAACACUCACGAGCUGCGAACAGUAACCGUUUUUAUCCUUAUGCUGUGCGCGUACCUAUUCUGCUGGCUACCUAACGCUAUCGUACGAUUCCAGUACAGCACAGACUGGUUUGAGCUCCCAAUAUGGGCCGAGAUACUCAUCGUUCACUUGCGCUUUCUCACCUCUCUACUGAACCCUCUCUUUUACGUGUUUGGAAAGAAAGACUUUCGUGGCGCCAUCAGAUGCUGCUGGUUGCGCCGAGUUUCGAGUGGCGCUCUGGAUUCUUCGAGUAACCAGCGCUCGCCUCUACCUGGGGUCGUACAUCUUCAAGUGAGGACCGGAGACUCCUCUUUCGUCGAGUAUAGCUCACGAAGUGCAAGUUUUAAUCUCAGCGUUUAGUUAGGAGCAAUAUAACUUACGUGUUCGUGAAGUGCAAGUUUUAAUUUCAGGAGCUAUCCCUUAGCUUAUGUAGUUCACUAAGUGUAAGUUUUCCUGCGGUUUCUUAAAGUCUGCGAACACGUCGACGAUUUCCAAGAGCUAAAUCGCAUUCAUCAUUAAAACCCUUGAAGCUUGAAUUGGUCAACACUGCAUGGUUUCCAAACAAACCACUUCUCUUCGCAGUCAAUCAAAAAGCACACAAGGGAGGGAGCCAGACAGGGGUAUGUGCGGUUGGGAAUUAUCGAGGACAGUUCGCAGAAUAUUGAAAGUUGCAAUAAUUUUAGCGUUAAGGAGCUCUUCCUCCAUCUUACAUAUCUCACGAACUGCUUGUUUUAAACAAAGCGUUAAAGAACUUCUCAAUUUAGUCUACGUUGUCGAGGAGUCAAUCCUUUGAUAGAGGAUUGUUUGAAUAUUUUUUAGAUCAUUUUAUCAUACACCCUAUGAUAGAUAUGUUUUAUUUAUAAACCAUUUUAAACAAAGACUGUGAGCAAUGUAAUUAACACAAGGAAUUUGUGAAGCUUAAACAAUAGAGCACAGCUUACCUAGGUUAUACACGAUAACCUUUCUGUAAUUUUCUUUCGUUCGUUUUCUUACCAUAAUAAUCCCGCGUGAGCCCCUUCACAGACUUCACAGUUUUUUUUUUCAUUAUGAACAAAGCGUUACAAGGCAACCAAUUAAAAACGCGGUUCAAGUUGGCUUCAUUUCGCGUGUCCAAGUUGAUCAGUGGCAAUACCACCAGCACGUGUAUUCAAUAAACGUGUAUUGAAUAAACGUCUUUCAUUAAGUGACAGUUGUAUAAAACUAGUAAAAUAAUAAUAAUAAUAUCGCGCUUUGGACAUUUCUUUUGGAAUGACAAACCUAAACUUAUUAAGAAAAAAAUUGAUCAUCAAAUUAUUAUCAUAACGCAUUCUUUAUACUUCUUCAUAAGACGACAUUGUUGCCAUACAUUAAGUGUCGUUGUAAAAUUCGUGGUGUGUCAAGAAAACUGAGCGGCUAAUAUAAAGGUACUUUACUCUUAGAUAGUCUUUAGAUUAAAAAGCAUUGCUAAUUUAGCAUAAAAGCACAGUUAAGCCUUUAUUCUAAAAGACUCGAUAAUUGUCAUUUUUUACAUCGAGUAGUACGCGACAUUUUUAAUUAAAAAAAACUUAUGUCGACGUUCACAUAUUAUUCUUCGCAAUAAUAAAACAGUUAAAGGAUUUUUAAAUCUAAUUUAUCCAGAAUUUUUGUAGAUUAUCAUUGAGACAAUUUUUAGGUAAAUUUAAUAAAGGUUUGCACUGGGAAACUAGUGAUAAAAAAGAAAAAAUUAUUUAUCAAUUCAAAAACGCAAGCGCAAGUUUGCACGACUUGCCAGCCAUUUAUACACCAUUAAUUGUAUUUUUGAAAACUUCUUCAAAUGACACAGCAGAUGAUUUCGCAAGCAUCCUCAGAAGUGGCGGUGCUUAUUUAGAACCACAUAAUGCAUUGUUCAUAAUUAAUUAUGCCAGUGAUUAAAAAGACGGUAAACGAAA